GGCGACUCCGCCCGGUGACUCCCCGCUCGCUUCUCUCGCGACACUCGCCCCGCAGCUCCACGCCCCUGCACCGCGGCUGCCCCGCGUCCGCAGGAGCGUCCGGACCCCUUCGGCGACAGCAUGCUGGGCGUGAUCAAGAACUCGCUGUUCGGGAGCGUAGAGACGUGGCCUUGGCAGGUCCUGAGCAAAGGGGACAAGAAAGACGUCUCCUAUGAGGAAAGAGCCUGUGAAGGAGGCAAGUUUGCCACCGUGGAAGUGACAGAUAAGCCUGUGGAUGAGGCUCUGCGCGAAGCAAUGCCCAAGGUCGUGAAGUACGUGGGGGGCACCAAUGACAAAGGAAUUGGGAUGGGGAUGACAGUCCCUAUCUCCUUUGCGGUGUUCCCCAGUGAGGACGGCUCCCUACAGAAGAAACUCAAAGUUUGGUUCCGGAUCCCAAACCAAUUUCAAAGCAACCCUCCGAUUCCCAGUGACGAAAGCGUCAAGAUUGAGGAGCGGGAGAGCAUCACCGUCUAUUCCCUGCAGUUUGGUGGUUAUGCCAAGGAGGCAGACUAUGUAGCCCACGCCGCCCAGCUGCGCGCUGCCCUCGAGGGCACAGCCACCUACCAGAGCGAUGUCUACUUCUGCACAGGAUAUGACCCUCCCAUGAAGCCCUACGGACGUCGCAAUGAGAUCUGGCUGAUAAAGACAUGAGUAACUCACUAUGCCAAGAACUUCCCUGGCCAAGAGCAUCUGUCUCAUUGAUCUAGAAAAUUCUGGGGCAGACCAGAAAAACUCUAACAGCAUUUUCCCAGCCACCUGGAUCACUAAAAACUGAUGCUUAUAAAUGAUUGAAUUUGUAUUUUUGUUAUUGGGGUGAAGAUGUGAUUUUAGAUGAUCUUUUGUGAUUCUUAUAGGAGCUUUGUCUAAAAAAGAAACUAAAAAUAAAAUCUUUGACUUACACAGCUAA
Molecule: messenger RNA, 946 nt
Organism: Tupaia belangeri chinensis (Chinese tree shrew)
Lineage: Eukaryota; Metazoa; Chordata; Mammalia; Scandentia; Tupaiidae
Gene: HEBP1
Product: heme binding protein 1
Exons: 4
Coding region: 121-690 (189 amino acids)
Molecular function (GO): heme binding
Source: RefSeq, a predicted model, not a curated record